Messenger RNA from Penaeus monodon (black tiger shrimp), 5492 nucleotides. RefSeq lists its product as uncharacterized. Gene Ontology annotation, molecular function: ATP binding; ATP hydrolysis activity. Lineage: Eukaryota; Metazoa; Arthropoda; Malacostraca; Decapoda; Penaeidae. The record is from RefSeq and is a predicted model, not a curated record. Gene Ontology annotation, biological process: endosomal transport; vacuole organization. The coding region runs from base 1 to 3222 and encodes 1073 amino acids. The transcript has 13 exons.
AUGAAGAAAAUGCGUCAUUGUAAAUUAACUUCCUGUGGAUAUUCUCAGAGAAAAAUUAUGAAAACACCUGCAGGCGCUGAGGAGCUUCAUCGGGGGAACUUGGGGGCCAAGGGGCCGGGGCGCUCCCGUCGGGGUGCGCUGCCCAAAACCCCCUUUGCUGCUUGGAGUUCAGGACAGUACCUCGGCUGUCACAGAAAGUUCAGUAGAGUUCAGUAUAGCACCCGGACCGCCACAGAAAGUUCAGUACAGCACUCGGACCGCCACAGAAAGUUCAGUACAGCACCCGGACCGCCACAGAAAGUUCAGUACAGCACCCGGACCGCCACAGAAAGUUCAAAUAGCACCAUCCGUCGUAAAGAAAUUGAAGAUCCGAUGAUUCUAGAAUUUAGAUUUAUGUUUUUGCCGCAGCCUCCGGGCGCCGGCAAGACGUACCUGGUGAAGCAGAUGAGCAACGUGUGCGAGAUGCCUCUGUACGGCGUGCACACCCACCAGGUGCGGGGGGCGGCGCAGACGAGGAAGCUGUUCGAGCAGGCGAGGGACAACUACCCGUCGCUGGUGUUCAUGGACGACGUGGACGCCAUCUUCGCCAACCACGACGAGGAGCCGCCCUGCACGACCUACGUGCAGGCCAUCCGCGACGAGCUGUUCGCGCAGCUGGGGCCUCGCAAGCUCAAGAUCAUGGACCCGAAGUCGUCCAAGAACCCGACGGGCAGCGCGCUCCCCUCGCCCUCCUGCUCGUCGUCGGGCCGCGGGGUCAACGGCGUCGGCGGCGGGAGCAGCAGGGCCUCCAGCAGGGCGUCGACCAUGUCCCGGCCGCGCCCCUCGGCUCCUCCCGACGACGAGGAGGACGUGUACCCCGAGGACGAGGACUCGCCUUACCCCGACAACAACGGCAUCAUCGUCGUCGCGGCCACGAGCGCCCCCUGGCUGCUCUACAAGGACCAUGAACUGCUCAGCCGAUUUCGCGGAGUGUACCUCGUGGGUCUCCCGGACAAGCAGGCAAGAUACAACCUCCUCACGACGCUGUUCCAAGACGUCCACCACAGUCUCAGCGACAAGGAUAUCAUGACGGUCGCAGAAAAGACGGAAGGGUUCACCCCGGCUGACCUCAUGGUGGUGGUCAAGACCCUCACGUACCGCCAGUUCUCGUACCUCCUGUCCAUGACCUCCCCCCACGUCGGGUCCGUCGACGGGAGCUCCAGCGAACUCGGCUCCUCGGGCUCGAGAACUCCGCUGUCGUCGAUGUCGGAGUCCGGCUCCGAGUCGGACCUCGACGGCCUUCCGGAGUCGGAGAGCCACAUGAAGCGCGGCGUGGUGUCGGUCGCCGCCGUGGCCGCAGCCGUCGCAGCCGCCAGCGGAGCCGUGCCCAAGAAGGACCUGAAGCCAGCGACGGCGCCCAACAAGAAGGUGCCGGCGACGCCUCCCCCCUGCGUCACGUCCCUCUGCAAGGACUGGGACUCCGACGAGGACGAGCACACGGAGGGACCCCACGACUCGCCCGAGAGUCAGCGGGACGAGAAGAAAAUAGCCUCCGACGAUCCCCAGGCGCCGACGAGAGUCCUGGAGGAGUCGCUGCUGGUGCGGAAGGGGAGCAGCUCGGCGUCCCCGGGCAGCAAGCAGGGCGACGAGGGCUCCGUGCCGUCCCCGGACUCUGCGAUCGGCAUGUCCAAGAGCAGCGAGGAGGUGGCCGCCCCGUCGAGGCUUGUGGAGCAGGACGACGCGCCCCCCCGACGGACGCCCUCCGAGAGCAGUAGUAGUGGAGUGACCUCUUCAGGCUGUGAUAGUAGUGAUAGCAGUGCAAUAGUUGACGAGGGAGUCGGGGAAGCCGGCGACCACGCCCCUCCUGCCAAAAGUGACAGUGAACCGAAAGUGGAGGAGGACGCGGGCGCCCUCGGAGGCUCAAGGGAGGGUCGGGAAGGCGGGGAGGAAACGGCUGAGAAGGACAGCUUAGUGGAAGAAGGGGACGCGGAACCCAGUAGUGAAGGUGCUCACUGUGAUAAUGAGAAGGAAGACGAUAUUAACACGGCAGAAAACUCUGGAAACUGUGACAAUGACGAGGGGCGGGUCGGAACCCCCGCCGAGUUCGAAUUGCAUUACAGUGAACCUCCGGAGCCCAUGCGGGACGACAACUGUGCCAUUGACAGUGACAGUGACAAUGACGUGGUGGAGACCCCUCGCUCAAGGGGCGGUCGCCGCGUGGCGUUUUCGGGCAUGUCUCCCAUGGAGCCUCUGUCCGUGGACGUCGGCGACAACUGCGGGCCCCCCAACAUUUCCUUAGACGACAUUCCACCCAACAUCUCGCUGGCGCCGUCCAACCUGCCGGAGCCCAUGCUGGCGGACGACCGUCGCCAGGAGUCGGCGCCGAACGCCAUCCUGCUGAGCCUGCUGUCCCGCCCCGCCGGCUCCGCCCGCAGCGAGCGCCGCGACCGCCACCUGGACGAACCCUCGGAGCUGGCCUCCCUUCUGCAUCCAGACCACGACCUCGACGUCAACAAGACCUCGACGCCCAUCGAGCCGAUGGGGCCCCUCACGCCCACACCCAACCUGUCUCCAACCCCGACCCCGACGCCCAGCGAAGGCUCCAGUCACAAUGGCACCGUUGGAAGCUCGGGGAGUGGCACUCACGCCUCGGGCAGAUCCACAAGCAGUGAGGUACGCAAGAAAGAUGAUAGCGACUCAUCCUUCGACCACAGUGACACCCACACCGUCCCCUCUUCAGAUAUCUCCACUGCCACGUGUAAUGAAACAGGAGAGACCAUGGAAUGCAGAACAGAUUCUGAAGAAAGGUUACAAGGGCUUGAGGACGGACACAACCGAGCAGACAGCGACCGUGGCAGCGAUUACGACACCCCCACAGAGGCCAAGGCUGUGGGGGGAGGAGGAGGUGGAGGUCUCAACUCUCUCCUGAGCGAUUUCGGGGAAAUUAGCAUUCAGUUGAUCAGCCUGGCCGACGUCCUCGAGGUGGUCGCCAAGGGCUACAGGAGUGUCUCAGACGAAGAGAUCAAACGCUACACAGACUUCAUGGUUUGGUUCUCGAAUGUUGCCAAGUCCGCGUGUCCUCAUUCUAAAGACGGUUCCCACAAAGCCAACGCCCCUCCCCUUGAUGACAUCAGCGUGGACUCGACCAUAUACGACACCCCGAGCAUUGCCAAGAAGCGGAAAGGCCCCCUUCGCAAGCUGGGCCGGUUCCUCCUCAAGGCUCUGAUGUUCAUCCUUGACUGAGAGGGGAGACUCAUGCAAAGUGAUGGUAUUUUUCUGCGCUCAGGAUUCGUAUAAGACUUUUUUUUUUUUUUUUUUUUUUAAGUAUACAUAUCCUAGUCUGUUUGUUAGACUUUUUUUUUUAUUGGGAUUUCAUUUUAUUGAGGAAUUAAUUAUUAUUAUUUUUUUUUUUUAUAUGGUGAGAAAGUAAUUUGACUAGCAUUAACGAUCGCUUUCCUCAAAAAGUGCAUUUACACUAAUCUGGUCAAUUGGAAGGUAUGUUGCAAAUGAAGGAGCUACAUGUUUGAUGCUCAGACAAAAUCAACAAAAUCAUAUUAUUAUUUUUCUUUUUUUUUAUUUAUAUUUAUUCUAUUUUUUUUCCUAUGGUGGAGGCCAUAGUUGCAGUCAGGCAUGAAGAAGCCUUGAAAUAAAUUCCUUCUAUAAGAGGAGAGGGGGAAUAAGGUCUUCAGUCUUCAUGUGUACUGUAUAUGUGUGUGUAUGUGUAUAUAUAUAUAUAUAUAUAUAUAUAUAUAUAUAUAUAUAUAUAUAUAUAUAUAUAUAUAUAUAUAUAUAUAUAUAUAUAUAUACACACAAGAUUUUGUCACAAAAUGCAGAGGAGUUGGAUGAUGGUUAUAUAUCUUAUGAAGUGCCUCCAGGACGUAGAUGGAGGCAGUGUGAGACAAUCAAAUAUUGCAAUUUUGACGUCGUAAGGAGAAGGGAUAGUUACUUUCUCUUCAGUUUUAUCAUAUGAGUAGGAGAAGCCCAGUAGUAUAAUGGUCGACUGCUCUACAUGCUGAAUACAGAAAACGACAUGGCUCGGGUUCCUCACGUCUUUCCCAGCGAGUGAGAAAACUAGGUAGUGGAUGUCAGUUCAUGAUACACGUAGCUGCAUCACGGAUUUUGAAAACACGCUCACAAUACAGCGGCAUUUUUUUUUCUUUUUUUUUUUAUUUCCCUUACAGUAAGUGGUUUGGGUAGUCGAGCCAAUAUAGUGUAUAUAAUUGAUAGGUCAUGUGAAUAGCCUAAGUUACGAGAUGAAGUUGAUUAGGUAAAUAUAUUUAAAAUAUAUAAAAAAGCAAACAUUGGGAUCUUGCUUGCUUCUGCUUGUUGAUAGCAGUCAACCAGGGUUAUUUUUCCCCUUCAUUGUGACAGUCUGCUUUUACAUAUAUUUUUCUAUUGUAAUUUUGUACUGCAGAUUAAAAAGAUUAUUCCAAAUGACAGGCAAUACUGCAUAUUUCAAGCAUUCAGAAACCCAGACAUUCCCAGUGGAAUCAAUAUUAUUAUAUAAUAUAAAUCACUUUUAUAUAUAUAGAUCACUUUACAGUUUUGUUGUAAUUUAGUGGACUAGUAAGGCAGUUAGAAAUUGAGCAUUCAUUGUUAUUCAGGUUUGGCUAAUGCAACAAGGCGAUGAGAUACAUGUUUUACUAUUAUAACAAUUAUGGUAUUUUUAUACGGAACGACUUGUCCAUCAUCACAUUGGUCUUUAGUUAUUAUGUCAGUUGUAGGUGUGUAUUAGGAAGAUUUAUUUGGUAAAUAAUUUUUUUUAUAGCAAAGUGACGGCGUAGUAAAUGUUUUAGGAAAAGAGGGAAUAUUUCUGUGUAUGUUAUAUAUCAUAUUUUUAUAAUUUUAUAUAAAAGUGAAUUUGAUAUUUCCAUCAUGCAAUUACUGGCUUUAAAAUUAUGUGUGGGAUUUUACCAUAAAGUCCUAUUUUCAUCGUAGUAAAGAUACUUAACAAAAUUACUAAAUAUCUAUGUUCUAUGGUUUGUUAAAAAAUAGAAUAAAAACAAUUUGUCACAAAGGAGGGUUGCACAUUGUUGAUUUAUUUCCCAUUUUGAGGUCACUAAAUCCAAGAAAAAAAUGGAUAAAAAGAGUAACAAAUUUUUUUUCUAAAAGUUCUGCUAGUGUCACAAAUACGAAAGAGAAAUUGGAGGUUCAUGAAUGUCUACCAAAUGAUAUUUCACUGGGUGAACGUACCUUUUCAGAUCUUUUUAAUAAGAACUAGCUCAAUUUUAAUACCUUUUUUUUUUUUUUUUUUUUUUUACAUAAAAUCAUAGAAUGCUUCUUGCAUUUUUUUUUUCUUUUUUCUUUUUUUUUUCUUACCCUUUCUUCCCUCCCUUUUUCUACACAAAGGGUUUUCAUAGAAAGCGUUCUUGUGCUGCAUUAAAAAAGUCGCUGGAGACGUUUGAUUAUAGCUGAACAAGUCUACUGGAAUAUUUUUCAUAAUGGUUUCCUUUCAUAAGAAUGGAAUUGUUUAGUUUAUUAGAAAUGGUAAAAUAUACAGAUGCAUUAUGAAA